UUGGAGCCACUGAGUGGCUUUCCAUUUAUCCAAACAACAUGUUUUCCACAGAGCAGAGCUGUUGGUUUAUCCGCAAGGUAAUUUGCUGGAGAGCUGCAGCCAGUGUUGCUUGGGCUGUCCUGUUGUUGCCACCCAUCACAUUCGUUUUUGUGAUCCUCAGCAAGUUCAGUUUCCUCCACCCCAUCCAGACGAUAUCAGAAUGCCUGUACCUACUAGCAAGCGCAAGCGGCAUCUUCUCUUUCAUCCUGUUGUGUGGAGUUAUCCUCAUCGUUGGUUUUCUGAACUUGGAGUAUUACACAGUCAUUCCAACUAUUGCAUGCUCGAAAAUUGCACUGUUGGGUCAGCUGCUCCACCCUCGGCAGUUCGUCAACUCCCUUGUCCACUGCAUCAUGGGAAUAAUCGUGGCCUGGUGUUGUGCUGUUACCAUUGGUUUUCGAUAUGAGACACUCGGCUAUCCGUGUACACAGAGUGAUGGUUACCCUCAGAUGUGUCUGAAUGAGUAUCAUCUCAUCCUUCUGCUGGCGGGAGCUUUUGUUGGGUUCUCUCACAGUCUGCUGGGUGUGAUUAGCAACAUGAACUACGUCUCCUUUCACACUGUUCAGCAAUACAAAUACCUUCGCUUCAAAGGAUCCCUGCCGUUGGUGGUGAAGUGCAGUGCCACUCAAGCACUUUACUCUGUCAGGAACUACAUUGUUGUGUAUUUGUUUUUGGGCUACAUUCCAAGAGCAUGGAUCUGUAAGACACUGAAUCUUCAUUUGGACAGCUCUGUCCACACUCUUGACAGCAUAGCUGGACUGCUGGACCUCUCUCUGCUCUAUCACCUGUGGAUCAGUGCCACUUUCCUUCUCCUCACGUGGCACAUCACACUGCUGCUCUUUAGGAUUUUUGUCACUGAGGUGUACAGUUUUCCUGUGCAGUCAUCUUUUACUGAGGAUUCACACCAAUAUCUUCCCAAAGUUCUUGCUGAGAAGCAGCCAAAGAUAUUAAAAUUUCUAGCUCUGCAGGACUUGGCUCUGUUGUCUCAGCAUUCUCCUUCACGACGCUGUGAAGUCUUCAGUCUGAGUCAGCCAGGAGGACAUCCUCAUAACUGGAACGCCAUCAGUAAAGAGUGUCUGUCUCUGCUGACUGAUCUGACUCAGCGACUUGUAGCCUAUCAUGAUACAGUAGCGACGAAUGGCAGGGCCAAAUCACUGCCAAGUGGGAAUGAAAGGAAGACUUCAUCUGAGACAUCAGUAACCUCAGGUACAGAAGACCUGAUGAGUCCAAGGCCCACUUUUGUGAUGAAAACCCCAGCGUCAGUUUUUGCCCGCUCCAUUGUUGGAACCCCGCAGAGUCCUUUGACAGCACUGUUCACUCCUGACCUGGACAGCCCCUUGGCCUCUCCUGCUCUGCGUCGUCUUACUGCUCCAGUGGAACAGUGCUCACCAUGGUACGGCACAGUGCAGAGUCCACACAUCAUGAGGAGAGCGCCAAAACUCUGGUCCACCUCCACAGAUUCACAGGUCAAUGGCAGUCCAACACCAUCCCCAGCCUCAGUUCCUAGUCCAAAGCAGGAACCCUCCAAACCAAGUUUUUUGGCUCAGUUCCUCCAGAACAGAAAAGAACAGGUUAAAAAUUUCUUGGCAAAGCGGGUGCUGAUAAUGUAUUUGUUUAACAAGCUUCCAGAAGCCUCCAGUCAGGCUCUUUUUGCUGACAGCCAGGCUCACAUUUGGGCUUUGGAAGGGCUGUCGUACCUUGUUCAAGCCUCAUUCUCAGAAGACCAAUUUGGGGUUGUACAGACUACAUUACCCAGCAUUCUCAGCUGCAUGCUGGUCUUGCAGGAGGCUGUAGAUCGGCACUUCAAGCUGCCUCAUGCCUCCAGUAAGCCUGUCAGGUCGACCAGCAUCAUGGGAGACUCGACUUUUAAAACGAUGCGCUUUGCUCUGAGGGCCACACUCAAGACUGCCAUCUACAGGAUAACAACCACUUUUGGAGAUCACCUAAACGCUGUUCAGAUUUCUGCAGAGCACCGGAAAAGAUUGCAGCAGUUUUUGGAGUACAAGGAAUAACACACCUGAUACUGGCUCUGGUGCCUUCAGAUUCUUAUCAGUGUGAGCAGUGGUGUCUCAAGACAUCAGCUUCACUGAAGCAACAAAUGAAAGCCCGCAAUAGUGCCUCUUUUAUAUUUAUUUCUGCUCUACGUUGUGGCGGAUUGUAUGAGAUAGGCAAGAUCACAUCUCCCACAUGCAUGAGGCAUGUACAGGAAGUCGAACUGGCAGACUGAACGAAACAGGCUGAAAGACUGUUACCUUCUGUGUUUGGGAGAUGAAACUAGCUUAUUAUAUAAGCAGCUCAUUCCAACAGAGGUUUGCUUCAUUUGUGAUACAAGUAAAUCAUCAAAUAAUAUUUGAGACAUGUUGUAAAGGGCUACUUGAGCUGCAUUUUCUUUGGGUUUCAUAUUUCAGCUGCUGUCCUUUUGACUGAUAUUUUGCAUUUGCUAUGAUGAGUGAGAGAUGACAUGAGCGUCGACCAGGAAGCAAUUUCACAGGUGUCUGAUAUGACACGUUUUCAUCUAUCUGGUUUUGUUCUCAACACUAACCUGGAGAACAGAUUUUAAGCUGUGUGCAUCAGCUCAGUAAAUACACUUUAGUCAAAUUUGCAGAUUAGACACCUGUGUUUGCACGCAGCUGUUUGUUUUUGUCAGAUUUGUUCAUGUGAAAUGAGUGUGACGUGUCACAUCAGGGGCACAGAUUUGGUGCUACUGGUUACAAGUGUGGGUAAAUGUUUUGUCACUGCCAACAUGGGUUUGACUUUCCACUCAAAGAGCUGUUGAAUAAAAAAAAUAUGUAAAGUUCA
This is a messenger RNA of Stegastes partitus (bicolor damselfish), 2835 nucleotides long. RefSeq names its product NDC1 transmembrane nucleoporin (gene ndc1). The transcript has 18 exons. Lineage: Eukaryota; Metazoa; Chordata; Actinopteri; Pomacentridae. Gene Ontology annotation, biological process: nuclear pore organization. Gene Ontology annotation, molecular function: protein-macromolecule adaptor activity. The coding region runs from base 39 to 2048 and encodes 669 amino acids. The record is from RefSeq and is a predicted model, not a curated record. Gene Ontology annotation, cellular component: nuclear pore transmembrane ring.